Megachile rotundata (alfalfa leafcutting bee) is the source of this 1919-nucleotide messenger RNA. RefSeq names its product tubulin alpha chain. Gene Ontology annotation, molecular function: GTP binding; structural constituent of cytoskeleton. Gene Ontology annotation, cellular component: microtubule. Lineage: Eukaryota; Metazoa; Arthropoda; Insecta; Hymenoptera; Megachilidae. Gene Ontology annotation, biological process: microtubule-based process. The record is from RefSeq and is a predicted model, not a curated record.
AGAUAAGUAAAAUAAAUAGUAGAAAUUACACAAUUAUUACAAGUACAUUCGUACAGCCGCGGUCAAAUAAAACGAAUUUCAACUUUUUUCUUUUCUCGAAAUUAUGCAGUUUCGUUGUCCAGACAACUGAAGUAAAUUAUCACUUUUUCUCCGAGGUAGCGGAUGGCCGACUUACAAAAUUUUUCGUAAUUAAUCAAUAUCCUUUUUAAAUCCAUUUUCGACCCCACGAUUCAAGAAAAUCCGAAAUAAUAUACCGAGCAACAUAUUAUCAAAAAAUCGUCAAAAUGCGCGAGUGUAUUUCUAUGCACGUGGGCCAAGCGGGCGUUCAAAUGGGCAAUGCGUGCUGGGAAUUGUAUUGCCUCGAACAUGGAAUCCAACCGGAUGGUACGAUGCCGUCAGACAAAGUGUCCGGUACAAACGAUUGUUUCAACACCUUUUUCAACGAAACCAGUUCCGGAAAGAUGGUACCGCGUGCUGUGAUGGUUGAUCUUGAACCUACUGUCGUUGAUGAAGUACGAAUAGGCUGCUACAAGAAACUGUAUCACCCGGAGCAAUUAAUCACUGGAAAGGAAGAUGCUGCGAACAAUUACGCCCGCGGCCAUUAUUCGAUCGGUAGAGAAGUGAUAGAUUCGGUGAUGGACAGAGUUCGAAGGCUGACAGAUCAAUGCACUGGACUUCAGGGAUUUUUUGUGUUCCAUUCGUUCGGAGGAGGAACCGGGUCGGGAUUCACUUCUUUGCUCAUGCAAAAGCUUUCGGACGAUUACGGGAAAAAGAGCAAAUUAGAAUUUGCAGUGUACCCGGCACCACAAGUAUCUACGGCGGUCGUGGAACCAUAUAACGCAAUCCUUACGACUCACACGACAAUAGGUCAUUCUGACUGUGCAUUUAUGGUGGAUAAUGAAGCAAUUUACGACAUAUGUAGACGGAAGCUUGGAAUUGAACGACCUUCGUACGCUAAUCUAAAUCGCCUAAUUAGUCAAGUGGUAUCUUCAAUUACCGCUUCCUUGAGAUUUGACGGCGCUUUGAACGUGGACUUGACCGAAUUUCAAACGAACUUAGUACCAUAUCCUAGAAUUCACUUUCCUCUUGCCACUUAUGCCCCGGUGGUGUCGGCAGACAAAGCUUUCCACGAGGGAAUGUCCGUCGCGGAAAUAACCUCCGAAUGUUUCGAGGCAUCGAAUCAAAUGGUCAAGUGCGAUCCACGCGAAGGUAAAUACAUGGCGUGUUGCUUGUUGUAUCGCGGAGACGUGGUACCGAAAGAUGUAAAUGCAGCAAUAGCCGCGAUGAAGAGGAAAAGUUGCAUACGCUUCGUUGAUUGGUGCCCGACUGGUUUUAAAGUCGGCAUCAAUUAUCAGCCACCUACCGUGGUUCCUGGUGGAGACCUUGCGAAGAAAUGUUUUAAGUCCUCAAUUGAUUUUCAUUCUUCAAAUGCAUAUCUUUGAAAUGCUUAUUUAUAAAAAAUUAUAUUCUUCAUAGUACCGAGGAUAUUUCAAGAUCAUCUUAUUUCUUUGAAAUAACUGCAUUGUCAUACUUUAUCUUUACUAUAAUGAUACUGUCAAGUGUAACCACGUAAUGAUAACCGAUAAACGAGCAAAGUAAUUACGUAUUGCGUGGAUUACACAAUCAAAGUUUUUGAGUACUUGUACCAUACAAGUCAGUAUUGCAUCACGGUUUGUAACACUGAAUAUCUAGACUCAUGUACACACUUGUAACUACAUUGAAAAAUGGGAAAGUACAGAACUUAAAAGAAGAAUGUAAGAUCUUGAAAUUCCUAAGAAUAUGAUAUUGGAAGAAUGUAUCAUUGAUAUGAUGUUCCUAAUGUAAAGCCUUCAUUGCUGUUUGAAAAUUGUUCAGGUUAAACGGGCUGUGUCGAUGCUAUCGAAUACUACGGCCAUCGAAGAAGCUUGGGCGAAAUUGAA